CAAUUCUUUCUGUCUCCUCCGAGUGAUAACGCUUCAGUUGGGUACAUAGAAAAAUCUUGCCAUUUGCUAGUUGCUACUUGACUACUUCUCUCUCUCUCCUCGGAGUGAUAACGCUUCGGGGACGAGGGCCAACCACUGUCGGCGUGUUGCAAUUUCUGCUCGAAGUCUUAAACUUUUCUUCUGAAAGCCCGCCGAUUGCUUUGUUGGUAUGCUUUCUGUGAAUUCGUAAAUUUAGGUUUAUGGGUCUUCUCACCCACUGGCUGUAGGUGGAAGUUUUGUAGAACCAAACUCCGGUUUAGCUUUUUUUUCUACCUUCUUGUUCCUGUUGUCUUCUGUUCAUUUGAUUUUCUUUGGUGAAAGAAUAGGAUAAAAGCAGCUCAUGGAAGGGUUGUUGAGAACAAUUUCUCACCAAAAUUGUUUAAACCCUCUCAUUACGAAUCCAAAAACUAUUCAUAAUCUUCCAUUAGUUCAAUUGAGAGUUGGGUUUAUUAAUCAAAAACUCAAACUGGGUUUUAAUGGGAGAAUUUAUGCAAAUUUGAGUAAAAAUGAUGACCUGGUUAGCACUAGAAGUCUUGAAGGUGAUGAUGGUAAAGCGGUGGAAAAGAAUAGGGAUUGGGAAUUGGAAUUCGUUGGGGAGCUUGACCAUCCGGAGUUGGGAGCGCCCAAGAAGAGAAAAACGCAGCAGACAUCGAGAUUGCUCGAGGACACUGAGGGAAUGGAUUGGUGUUUGAGGGCAAGGAAGAGUGCUCUGAAAUCCAUUGUUUCAAGGGGCUUGACUAAAUCCUUGGAAAAUAUGGUUAACCUAAAAAAGAAAAAGAGAAAGAACAAGAAAAAGUUGGCAAGCAAGAAUAAAGUUAACAAGAAAGGCAAGGAAGGUGAAGAAGAUUCGGACUAUGAUUCAGAGGAAGAAUUUGAUUUAGAAGAUGCAAUGAAAACUACUAGUGGUGAUAUAAGUGACCUUAGAAGCAAGGUGGGUAUGCUUUCAGGUGGGAUGUUUGAAGAAGAGAAGGAGAAGAUGAAGGAAGAGUUUGUACAGAGGCUAUCUCAAUUCUCAGGGCCAUCAGAUCGUGGGAAAGAAAUCAAUUUGAACAAAGAAAUUGUUGAAGCGCAGACUGCACAAGAAGUAUUGGAAAUAACUGCUGAGAUGAUAAUGGCUGUUGGAAAAGGAUUGAGCCCUUCACCACUAUCUCCUUUGAAUAUUGCUACUGCACUUCAUCGAAUUGCUAAGAACAUGGAGAAGGUUUCAAUGAUGGAAACUCGUAGGUUGGCUUUUGCUCGCCAAAAAGAGAUGUCAAUGCUGGUGGGCAUGGCUAUGAUGGCAUUACCUGAAUGCUCUGCUCAAGGCAUCUCAAAUAUUUCAUGGGCAUUAUCCAAGAUUGGUGGAGAGCUACUUUACCUGUCAGAAAUGGAUAGGGUUGCAGAGGUGGCCCUGGCAAAGGUUGGGGAGUUUAAUUCUCAGAAUGUCGCAAAUAUUUCCGGUGCUUUUGCUUCCAUGCGGCAUGCUGCUCCAGAUCUCUUUUCAGGGUUGUCAAAAAGGGCUUCUGAUAUUAUUCAAACUUUUAAAGAGCAGGAACUUGCUCAGCUAUUGUGGGCAUUUGCUUCUCUGUAUGAGCCAGCUGACCCUUUGCUUGAAUCUCUAGACAAUGCUUUUAAAGAUACCAACCAACUUAGGUGUCGCUUGAAAGGAGAGAGAUCAAAUUUUAAUGAAGAGAGCAGUGUGGAAGUCUACCAAGAUAUUGCACCAGGAGAACCUUUUAGUUCACCUGUGCUCAGCUUUGACAGGGAUCAGCUUGGUAAUAUAGCUUGGUCAUAUGCUGUUCUUGGACAGUUGGAUCGUGCUUUCUUUUCCCAUGUGUGGAAAACCAUGAGCUCUUUUGAGGAGCAAAGGAUUUCAGAGCAGUAUAGAGAGGACAUAAUGUUUGCUUCUCAAGCUCAUCUUGUGAAUCGAUGCUUGAAGCUUGAGUACCCACAUCUUCAGUUAUCUCUGAGGGCGGAUCUCGAUGAAAGAAUUGCCCGUGCAGGGAAAACUAAGAGAUUUAAUAAGAAAACCACUUCAUCAUUUCAGAAGGAGGUUGCACGUCUUCUUGUUAGCACUGGCCUUGAGUGGGUUAGAGAGUAUGUGGUGGAUGGCUACAGUUUGGAUGCUGUUUUGGUUGAUAAGAAGGUUGCUUUGGAGAUUGAUGGACCGACACAUUUUUCGAGAAACACUGGGGUUCCUCUAGGACAUACCAUGCUGAAGCGCCGCUACAUUUCUGCUGCUGGUUGGAAGGUGGUGUCAUUGUCCUACCUAGCAUGGGAGGAACUUCAAGGUGGUUUCGAGCAGCUGGAAUACCUACGAAGGAUUCUCGGAGAUCACCUAGGAGAAAGCAACACAGACCUUGUAUAAACAGCAAGUUUUGGUAAUUGUUAUGGGAGGAGUAGAGCAUUAAGUGAUGGAUUUCUUGUGUAUCUCCUUUUGUUCGAGUAGAAAUGGUGGAGGGACGACCAUGAACGAAGGGUUUUGGUAAUUCUGUGGCAGUUUCAAGUCUUCUGAUCAAUUUUCCCAGAUGCUGUAAUCUACUACCUUGGUUCCAGAUUUGAAGCCCCUUUUGUAUUAUUAUUAUUUUACAUUUUUCAAUUGUCAUUGGUUCGCUGUACAUGGAACCGAGGCUUUGGUCAUCAGCUCCCUUGUCAUCAGGUUAUUAACUUC
This is a messenger RNA of Tripterygium wilfordii, 2689 nucleotides long. RefSeq names its product RAP domain-containing protein, chloroplastic. Gene Ontology annotation, cellular component: chloroplast; ribonucleoprotein granule; mitochondrial matrix. The record is from RefSeq and is a predicted model, not a curated record. The transcript is spliced from 3 exons. The coding region runs from base 380 to 2386 and encodes 668 amino acids. Gene Ontology annotation, molecular function: RNA binding. Gene Ontology annotation, biological process: regulation of mitochondrial mRNA stability; mitochondrial RNA processing; chloroplast rRNA processing. Lineage: Eukaryota; Viridiplantae; Streptophyta; Magnoliopsida; Celastrales; Celastraceae.